Molecule: messenger RNA, 3609 nt
Organism: Exophiala oligosperma
Lineage: Eukaryota; Fungi; Ascomycota; Eurotiomycetes; Chaetothyriales; Herpotrichiellaceae
Exons: 3
Coding region: 874-3237 (787 amino acids)
Biological process (GO): positive regulation of transcription by RNA polymerase II
Cellular component (GO): nucleus
Molecular function (GO): transcription cis-regulatory region binding; zinc ion binding; DNA-binding transcription factor activity, RNA polymerase II-specific
Source: RefSeq, a predicted model, not a curated record
UCAAAAAAACGCAGAUUCUGGUCGUACAAUCGCAAUCUGUACCUAUUUCGAAAGGUUCAGUGCGUCGUUUGGCAGCCUGUGUGCCGGUGAAAGUCCUCUUCCGUUCAAGGACUUCAUGCGCGCACCCUCUUCGGGCCAUCGACACUGGGGUUGAUGCUGUUGCUGGGCUUUGUCGAUCGCGUGGCUCCCUCUGCAAACCUACGACCGGUACCAACUUGAUUGUCGUUGGGAACAGGACAGUACCAGCGUAUUGCAUUUCCACCUCUUUAACAGCACGACAUCCCCCUCCCGCGCGGGAAUUUGGAAGUUCUCUCGUCAACGAGAAGUCUAUCGCAUCGCUCCAUCGAUUUUCCACCUCUGUUGGAUAUACACCAGCCACGCAAAAGCUACGCCGGAUUCAAGUGGCACCACAACGUCCUCGGAAGAUUUUGCAGCCCCGGCCAAAAUAAUACCAACAAUCUCGAUCCAGCGACCGAAACUGCAUCUCUCUGCCGUCUGACAACUCUCUCGCUCAUCAUCAUCUUGGUAUGGACUAGAUCGACCGCUUCCUUCGAAAAACAGUGCAGAUUGGGAAUUAUCCAGUGGUUCAGGACUGAGACAGGUAUACGGGAGUCAAGGUCAUUGUUACACCACUUCAAGCGGAGUCUUCCUCACAAUCGACGACUUGUCCUGCUUCUUUGUAGAAAGCUGAAUCAGCACUGCUGCUCCUUCUUUCCCAGGCGACUGGCCAUCACAGGGUUUAUCGGAAGCCACGCCCUGGCCGCCCAGAACCUUAUCUUUGAAACGAUCUGUCUCCUCAAUAUUUCUAGGCGUAUUGACUCGUGUGACAUCGAGUCUUGCGGACGGACGUCUGUGCGACAUACUGGUUUAGGCAUGAGCGGUCCUUACGACCAUGGCAUGAACAUGCCAAUGUCAAAUAUGAUGGAUCCGAACUUUACAGUCUAUCCAACGGGCACCUUCAACGGAGGAUUCCCCCAUCCUCGCCUGACUGGGCCUCCGACACACUUUGACGGGGUUGCUUUCUGGUACAAUCCGAACAACGCAGACCAAGUUUACGAUCAAGAAACCAACAUGUAUGGUCCGCGACCGAGUGGUCACCAAGGGUCCAGUACAGAAAGCACGAAUGUUAAACAUCGGAGAACCCGAAGUGGCUGCUUCACUUGCCGCAGCAGAAGAGUCAAGUGCGAUGAAACAAGACCCAUCUGUGAUAGGUGUAGAAAGGGUGGCCGCGAAUGCGAGUUUCCACAACCGACCUCAUCAUCAUCCUCGAAACAUUCCAGGCACGAAAAGACUCGGAGUCCAAAGGAUCAGUCUGGCAAACAAGAACAAAAGGACGAAGCCAUGUCUGGGCUAGCGACGAUCAAGGACGAGAGCGAAGACGACGAAGACAUGCCUGCUUCACCCAAAGGAGGCCGACCGUCUUUGUCCCGCAUGAGAACAGACAGCACUCAAUCCGUCAGGCAGGUCGGCAAACAACCAAAGGUCAAGUCGGACAUGUCCCCAGCGGCCAAAGAUCAUACAAGUCCUUUGUCAACAGACCUGUCGGAUCCACGGUCAAGAGAUGAAACACCCGCCUCGUCGGUCCGCACGACGACGAACUCGGCAGACAUGCAGGCUCGACAAGCCAAAAUCAGAACUUUCAAACCCGAUCUCCAGAAAUAUCUGCAAUUUCAACAGGAGUACAUGACGUAUUAUCACUAUUUUUACAAGCUGGAUCCGACAGACUUUGUGCAUAGCGAGAUGAUCGAUUUAGCCUUGACUUAUGAGCCUCUGCUUUAUGCUGUUGUGGGAUUUGCAGCUUAUCACUAUGAGUUGCAACAACCGAACCCCAAGUUGUCACACUUUCUUAAUUACCACUCCAAGUCGCUAUCGAUGCUCAGAAAAUCCUUGGAAAAGAAUGCCAAAGUCACUCCCGCAACCCUGUUGACCGUGCUACAAUUGGCAACUUUUGAGGAGUAUCUUGGGGACUGGGUCAACCUUGUUGGGCAUCACAAAGCGGCCCACAGUAUGGUGAAAGAAUUGUACACCCACGAUACGAUGAUGGAGACCGAUCUCGGACGACGAAUCUUCAGCUGGUACGCUCGUCUGGACGUGAUUAGUGGACUGAUGGCUGGUAGCGAGACUCGACUCGAUCGGUUGUGGUUCGAGGCAAACUCUAAAUGGUACCACGAUCAGAUAGCGGGUGAUGCGCAAAGCAACGUCGACGUCGAGGAUACAUUGGCGUAUUUUGUGGCCGCAAACCGCCUCCUCGGCAUGGACAUGGCUGCACUUUUUGCCCGCUUCGCAAAGCGAGAGAUCAGCGUGGAAGAAUUCAACCAGGAAAAUGCUACCAUCGUGCAGAGACUCGACGAGAUGAAGCGUCACAUUCAGGCCUUCAACGAUGAAUAUUACAGGGUGAAGGAGUUUCCCGUGGCACAAGAACGACCUCUGACCGAAGAGGACAUUGUCAACCCUUACACGCCAGGCGGGCUCUUCAAAGGCGCUUUGUGGCCGUUGAACUUCAUGUGGCUCGAUUGGUACGGCAUUGAGCUGAUGCAAAAAUCCCAAACCGCACUUCUCCUCCGGCAGCCCAUACCGCCUGAACAGGAAACCGUGAGUUUGGAAGUGUGCCGAAUCUACGAAGCCAUCGAACGGUGGCCGGAAGCCCCGAACGGGGCGGUCCUCGGGAUGCAUGCCAGUUUGGGGAUUGCGCUCGUCUUCCUCAACAAGGACGCCAAACAUACCAUGUGGGCCAGGAGGAAACUUGCCGCGGUCGAGAGACAAGGUUACAUUUUCCCACCUACAUUUCGACGCAAGAUGGCCGAAAUGUGGGGGUUGUCACGCGACCUUGCUAGCGGUGGUGGUGACGACAACGACGAGGUUGAAGAUUGGUGGCUCCCCAACAACGAAGGCAACGUACCGAUGUUGACGGAAAUUCGAAGAGUGGUCAACGAGAGACAAGGGAGUGACACCGUGACGGCGGUAGAGUCACUCACAAACGUCCGAGAUUUGAAGGCAAUUUUUGCAAAGAUGGACAUUCGGACCCAUUCGACCACAGAGAGUGACAUCAACAACUUUAGUCCAUUGAGCGACGAAAGUGCCGAACGAUCGAGUACCAUCAGUACAAGUCCUACCAGCAUCAGUUUUGGUGGAGAUACCAAAGGGGGUGGUGGUGGUAGUAAUCAACGACAGCAGCAGCCGCCGCAGCAACAACAACAACAACAGGGGAUUUUGAAACGAGGGAACUCAUCAUCGUGAGAUGAUGCCGGAAGUUGCCACCACCUGUCCAUCUACAAAGUCAUACAUUAGAACUCUCUCUCUUUUUUACGAAGAGAGAAUUCUGAGAAGUUCACGACCUCAGUUCUAUGUGACGAGUCACGAAAUAUUGAACGACAUGACUAUGAAUGCACGAACGAACGAACGAAAAGAAAAAGCACGAGACAACCUUGUUUAUCUUUUGUUUCCACGCCAAAACAAAAACCCUCGAAUGCCGAUGCCAAUGUCAAUGUCAAAACAAACAAGAAAGUUUUUUGAGUGUGAUAUCCCUUUUCGUAUCUCUUUUGUUUUAUAUCUUACUUUCGUCUCUCUACGGAGGAGUAUGUUUUAGUUACCUUGGUCAAUUAAUGGAAG